UCCUCUUCCUUCUCUCUUUCCUGUCGUCGCGGGAACGGGAUUGGGAUCCGUCUGAGCCGCGUAGUCCGAUUCCAAGUCCAAAUAUUUUUUCCGUAGUCCCCACUCCAAAAUUUCCGUCGUUCUUGGAUUCGGACUCAUCUCCUACUCGAAUUAGAGCUGAGCUGGGGCCUCGGUAGGUGGGUUGAGCUUCCUAUUAUAUAUACAAGUGCUGCCUGCCCCUGCUCCUGCUAGGUUGAACUAAAGCUGUGCGGUUGAUAGCUGCGGAAGCGAUUCAUCGUUCAGAAGAUCCGAUUUUGCAAUUUCUCCAAUGGGGGCGUGUAGCUUAGUGAGGAUGAUGAGCUUAUUGCAGCUAGACUUGAGAAUUUUGCGUACGCUACUGGCUCUUUCCCCCCCUCCCAGUUCACAUUGGAAAUUCAGAAAACACCCGCCAUUGAUGCUGAUGGAGACCGAGACCGUGGUGGAAAUAUUGCCGGAGCCGCCGCUGAUGGAGACCGAGACUGUGCUUGAAACACUGCUGGAGCUGCCGCUGGAUGUAUUGAUGGAUAUCUUUUCCCUCCUGGAGCUUCCUGACCUCAUUCGUGCGAGCUCUGUGUGCUCCUUCUGGCGCUCUGCUUAUAGUACUCUACAUAACCAGCUUGGGCAAUAUAAGCGGCCCCAGACACCUUGCCUCCUCUACGCCUCCGAAGCCGAUGGUGAGAACGUAGCUUCUCUCUACAGUCUUGCAGAAAAGAGGGUCUACAAGCUAACUCUUCCGGAUCCACCUAUCCGUAGUAGGCAUCUCAUUGGGUCCUCCCAUGGCUGGUUAGUUACUGCUGAUGAGAAGUCCGAGCUUCACCUUCUCAAUCCGAUCACUGGUCAACAGAUUGCCCUCCCCUUGGCGAUCACCAUCGAGCAAAUAGAGCCGAUCUUAGAUAGUGCCGGUGCAGUUAAUAAGAUUAAGAUGUGGGAUCUAGCGCCGAACGAUGAUCCGAAUGAGUUUUCUGACUGCCUCUACAUCAGGGCAUUUGUGUUUCCUGAUCCACCCACGGGAAGCUACAUUGUGGUUAUCAUCCACAGUCCAGAGCAAUAUCUUUCGUUUUCAAGGGUAGGUGAUUAUAAAUGGACCUCGCUGCCGGGCGAGAACUAUGAACAAUGCAUCCACAUGGAUGGUCUAUUGUAUGCAUUCACAGAAAACGGAGGAGUUUAUACUUUUGAUCUGACCGGUUCUACCUUCACAAGGAAUAUUAUUGCAGACGAGUUGCAGAAUUACAAGACGGAUGGGUACACGUACUUUGUUCAGGCUCCAUGGGGUGAUCUGUUGCAAGUUUGCAGAGCAUUAGAUUUCACACCCGAAGUGUUCAUAAAGACUAAGAAAGUACUAUUUUAUAAAGUUGAUGUGGCAGCAAAAGAACUUGUGGAAAUGAAUGGCUUGCAUGAUCAUGUGCUGUUUCUUGGGCGUAGUCAGUCGCAAUGCCUUAGUACCGAGGAAUAUCCACAACUGAAGCCAAAUCGUGUUUAUUUCACGGACGAUAUGACAUAUAUUUCGAAGUAUAAGAAUAAUGACCGGGAUAUAGGUAUUCUCAACUUGGAAAAUGACAAUAGGGAAGAUGUACCUAAGCUUUGGUGCAAUUGGCCAAAUCCCAUAUGGAUGACACCCAACCUCACAAGGAUUAACAUGGCUUUGGACAAAUAGUGAGUUUAUUACAAUUUUGUAGUUAGCUUCUCGGAUGCUAUUAGAAACUGUCCAAUAGAGCUUUUUGGACCAAAUUUCCAAAUUUUAUGGGCAAAUGCUAUGAAAACGGAGGCAUGUUCCGUUUAUAUGUUUUUCAUACCUGGUUUGCUAUAUUUUAAAUGGCUUUUAUUUUCUGAA
This is a messenger RNA of Aegilops tauschii subsp. strangulata, 1849 nucleotides long. Its product is annotated as putative F-box protein At2g33200. The record is from RefSeq and is a predicted model, not a curated record. Lineage: Eukaryota; Viridiplantae; Streptophyta; Magnoliopsida; Poales; Poaceae. Gene Ontology annotation, molecular function: protein binding.